Lingula anatina is the source of this 6276-nucleotide messenger RNA. Its product is annotated as protein virilizer homolog. NCBI's taxonomy places the organism in Eukaryota, Metazoa, Brachiopoda, Lingulata, Lingulida, Lingulidae. The record is from RefSeq and is a predicted model, not a curated record. Gene Ontology annotation, cellular component: RNA N6-methyladenosine methyltransferase complex. Gene Ontology annotation, biological process: mRNA modification. Gene Ontology annotation, molecular function: RNA binding.
UGAUACCAACAAGAUGUCGGAUACCGAGGAACAGGUGCUUUUGUUUUUCGACACAUUUACACAUGAUAAUACAGAGGAUUUGAACUUGGACCUUGUCCAGUUUCCCAGACCUGUGCUGAUCAAUGAGCUGAGAGUGAUUCCACUGGGAACUAAGAUCAGGGCUGAUGUCCCUGGAGGGCUGAGACUGGGAGCUACAAAUCCAUCAGCAUUCAAACUGGAGCUUUUUGUUAAUAACUUAAGUAAGCCCAAUGCUGCAACAUUUGAGAAGUUGGGAAACAUGGACUACAUCUGCACCCAGGAGAAUGUGUUCCACCCCACAGAGCCGGUCCCCACUGAUGGCCUCAUACUGAAGGGCUGGUACAGUACCGUCAGUCUGGCAGUGUUUGGCUCUCUGACCAGUGUAAGGAGAGACGGAUCACCUCCUCCUCCACCGCCUCCUCCUCAACAGACUGUACAUAGACCUAAAGCUGUGGCUGUGGAGAGUCAGCUACCAUCCCAUGAAUUCCAACCACAGAUGGUCCUAGAACAUGCCCCAGCACCACAUGACUGGGAUCCGCGGCGAGGUCCGCCCCCUGGGACAGUGGCACCCCCUCAGCUUCAGAUGGUCCCACCGCCCCAUGGGGGGCAUGAGUACCCCCCACCCCACCAGGUUGGGCCACCCCCUAUGCAGCAGCAGCAGCACCCCCCUCAACACCCACAUGCUGCACCCCCUGAGGGGUUCAGAGACAUAGAUGAGAGGAUGCACCACGGGCCACCCCCUCAGAGUGCCAUGCCCCCAGGGGGAGGACCCCUACCAAUGGGGGGCCCACCCCAUGGGAUACCACCCCAACACGGAGUACCACCACCUGGAGUACCUCCACCCCACAUGGGACCCCCGCCUCAAAGCAUGGCACCGCCUCAUUCUGGCCCCCCACCGGGACACAUACCCCCCAUGCAGCCCCCUAUGGAUAUGCCCCCCAUGGAGCACCUGGGUCCCCCAGCCAUGCAGCAUGAACUGGGGCGUGAGCCUGGGGAGAUAUUUGAAGACAGGAGAGAAUAUCGUAGCAGGGAGGACAGUGGGUCUGGUGGGGAGAGAGACUUCAACCGGGACCAGCGGGACAGGGAUUACCGGGACCAGGCCCCGGGACCAGGAGUUCGGGACAGAGACUAUAGAGACCGGGAUUAUAGGGAUAUGGAUAGAGGUAGAGGAGAUAACAGAGGAGAGAGAGGAGGUGACAGGUAUAGAGGGGACAGGGAGUUUGACCGACAGCGACCCAAGUCCCCACUAGGUAGGAGGAGGUCAAGGUCAAGAUCCCCAAGGUCAAGGACCCCCAGCAGCAGGGAGUCCAGCAAGACCAGAGACUUACCACCCAGGCACGAAGAUGAGACGGAGCCAGGUGAAAUAGCCGAGGAGCAAGUAGAGGAAAACUUUGAGCUGCAGGAACGCUCCCCUACAGGGCCCCUCUCCUAUCAGAACCUCUCUGAUGAGGGGGAGAUCCAGGAAGAGGGAGAUUAUGAGCCCAUCUUGUCUGGGGAGGAGUUUGAUGAUGAUGAGAACUCCAUCUCUGAGUUAUUUGGAACAUUUGAGAUGACCAAUGACGACUGGAGCUACCAAAUUCCCACCUUUAAUCCCUAUCAGUGUGAGAUUACCCGGCUCAUGACUCUACCAGAUCCGUCCCAGACCCCUUAUCAACAGCAGAAACUGUGGCUGUGCCAGCACCCUGAGGCGGAGCUGCCAGAAGAGGCUACCAGACUGUUGGACAUUGUUCAGACCUACAGGACGGAGGAACAUGCUGACAAAUGGGUUGAAGCCAUGGAGGAAGUGCCAGGACUACUUGCUAAAGGUUUAGCUUACCUUGUGUGGAAGGCAGAGAAUAAAGAUGUAGUGGACACACUGGUAGAGUGGACAAUGGAGGGACUGAACCUUGAGCUGGCCAUCAAGCAACCUGUGACAGCAUUCAAGAUAAGGCAUCUGAAGAUGGGGAUCAAACUCACUGCAGCUUUGUGUUCAACAGAUGCUGACAUAGCCCUCAAAUUACUGAACCAAGGUGUACAAGCUAAACUCCUGGACUUAUACAGCUCUCAGUACAUGUCCAUGUCUGUCAAAAUUCUGAUUAUCAAAGCUCUGGAUGACACCACACGGCUGAAAGAAGGCAUGGAUUGGUUCCUAGGUGGCAGUGUCAGUCAAGAGAAGCCGGUGGUGAAGAUGGAGAGUGGGGAGAUGCCUGAGAAGGGGUGUUACCAGAGAGUGCUGGAAAUGAUGCUGGUAAAACAGAACAUUCGCACAGUGGUGGCAUGGACAUCUUUGGUACGGAAGGCUCACAUCCAUGAGAUAGCUUCCAGGCUACGGUCCACUGUUCUCAGUCUGGUUGAAAAGACAGAGUCAGAUGAUUCGGAGAUGAAAGUAUCUCUGUCCUCUGAGGAGGAGACUGAGGAACCAAGAUGUCUGCUCCAGGAGGAAGAUGAGGAGAGUGUGGUGGCAAGUUUGGAAGAAAUUCUUAAAUUCUUCGUUAAUGCUUGUGAAAUAGCCGAGGAGCAAGUAGAGGAAAACUUUGAGCUGCAGGAACGCUCCCCUACAGGGCCCCUCUCCUAUCAGAACCUCUCUGAUGAGGGGGAGAUCCAGGAAGAGGGAGACUAUGAGCCCAUCUUGUCUGGGGAGGAGUUUGAUGAUGAUGAGAACUCCAUCUCUGAGUUAUUUGGAACAUUUGAGAUGACCAAUGACGACUGGAGCUACCAAAUUCCCACCUUUAAUCCCUAUCAGUGUGAGAUUACCCGGCUCAUGACUCUACCAGAUCCGUCCCAGACCCCUUAUCAACAGCAGAAACUGUGGCUGUGCCAGCACCCUGAGGCGGAGCUGCCAGAAGAGGCUUCCAGACUGUUGGACAUUGUCCAGACCUACAGGACAGAGGAACAUGCUGACAAAUGGGUUGAAGCUAUGGAGGAAGUGCCAGGGCUGCUUGCUAAAGGUUUAGCUUACCUUGUGUGGAAGGCAGAGAAUAAAGAUGUAGUGGACACGCUGGUUGAGUGGACAAUGGAGGGACUGAACCUUGAGCUGGCCAUCAAACAACCUGUGACAGCAUUCAAGAUCAGGCAUCUGAAGAUGGGGAUCAAACUCACUGCAGCUUUGUGUUCAACAGAUGCUGACAUAGCCCUCAAAUUACUGAGCCAAGGUGUGCAGUCUAAACUCCUGGACUUAUACAGCUCUCAGUACAUGUCCAUGUCUGUCAAAAUCCUGAUCAUCAAAGCUCUGGAUGACACCACACGGCUGAAAGAAGGCAUGGAUUGGUUCCUAGGUGGCAGUGUCAGACAAGAGAAGCCGGUGGUGAAGAUGGAGAGUGGGGAAAUGCCUGAGAAGGGGUGUUACCAGAGAGUGCUGGAAAUGAUACUGGUAAAACAGAACAUUCGCACAGUGGUGGCAUGGACAUCUUUGGUACGGAAGGCUCACAUCCAUGAGAUAGCCUCCAGGCUACGGUCCACUGUUCUCAGUCUGGUUGAAAAGACAGAGUCAGAUGAUUCAGAGAUGAAAGUAUCUCUGUCCUCUGAGGAGGAGACUGAGGAACCAAGAUGUCUGCUCCAGGAGGAAGAUGAGGAGAGUGUGGUGGCAUGUUUGGAAGAAAUUCUGAAAUUCUUCGUUAAUGCUUGCGACUUAAUGGCUCAGCCACGGAGGACUCUUCCUGCCAAAGUGAAGUUUGAGGUGAAGCAGAAACCAUACGAUCCUUACCCACAUCUCUGUCAGAUACUGAACUCAUGUGACCUACUGGGAAACCUGUUCUUCCUGUUGUCCUGUUCUGCCACAGCAAACAGUGCUGCCAUCUUUUGUGCUGUCAGAGAACUGCUGUGUGAACUCAUGCGCACUCAGACUGGGAUGCUGUUCCUGUCUUCACAGCCGGACGCUGUCAAUGGAAUCACACGUGUCCUGACACAGUCUUCAGAUGACAGCAAAGAGGAGGUUGCCGAGGACAACCCACUCCAGCAGCUUGGUUUUCAGAUGAUAUACUACCUACAGAUGCUACAGUUCAUAGACCAGCUCAGAGCCUUCCAUGAAAAAGACAUCAACAAGGAGAUUGACAACGUGGAGGCCCUGGCGACCCUUCACAGCAUAUACUCCAUGACCUUUAACACAAUUGGCCGCGAGGCAGUGGUUCAUGUUCUCAGCCAGGAUGACAAUCUGGCUGCUUUGAUACCUUUCAUGGAACUCACUGGGGAUGAGGCAAAAGACAUUAAGAUCAAGAAGUCAGUGUGUGCCAGUUACACCACCGAGCUGCUACUGUUUGUGGUCAGGUUCUCCCACAGUGUGGAGAUGCUGGAGAGGUUUGCACCUAAGCUGCUGGAGAUUGGAGAGAAUGGUGUAUAUUGGAUGCACUCUUGGAAAGCAUGGACAAUUCUAUUGAGAAGAGCACACAGCCUGCAAAGGAAGGAGAAAAGAAAGAGGAAGAAAAAGAAGAAAAAGCAAAUACUGAACAGAGGAGUUCCGGAGAAACCGCCAGGAUAUUGAACUUAACUGCAUACCUCGUGGCACAUCCACCAAUCAAAUCCCCUGUACUACAGCUGAUGAGGGGAGAAACCAAGGCGGAGGAGAAAUACAAGGACUUAUUUCCUAGAUUGCUUAACUUGCUGAAUGUGGUGUCAGAGAAACAGUCCCAUAUCAAUGCACAGGAGUGUAUUGUGUCUGUGCUGCAGUCCCUGUGUGAUCCCGCUGUCACCAUGAUCACUGCAGAGAGCAGUCUGACCCUGCAGGAGCAGAUCGCCAGCAGUCUGCCUAUCAAAGAGCAGCUGAUGCAGCAGUGCACCGCCAUCUUGGAGCACAUAGGAAACCAAGAUCACAGCUACGCCUCCAUCCUGCCGUCGCUGAGAACUCUGGUCAUGCUAACGGAACAUGAUUAUGGAUUUUAUCAUGUGAAAAGUGCAAUGGACAGCAACAGCAUGGCCCUGUUCAGUCUCUUCCUACGUAUUAACAACACCUUCAGCAAGGACAGCUCAGACUGUAUGUCCACCCUGUCCACUGCUGUAGAACUCCUCCAGCUCCUGUUGGCCUCUGACCAGCCACCCCCUGGGGACGAGGGCCUGGGGGAGGCAGAGGAACCCCCAGGGGAGUACAGGAAGAUGUCCAUAAGUAUUGGAGAGCUGAAGAAAUAUCUGAACUGGACGCCGGAGGUCCAGCCACACCCUCUGGAUGACCUGGAAAAACUCCUAGCUGAGUAUGUGAAGGAAGAAGAAAGUUUAGAUGGUCUCUUGGAUGGCAUAUCUGGUCUGGUGCUGACUCUGAAGACUGAAGAAGGUGGACAGCCACAGGAUUUUGCAGAACCAGUAUUGCCAGCUCCUAAGACAUUAAAAGAACAGUUUGACCUGCGGUUGACCUGUCAACUAGGAGACGUGGAUGAAGACAAACUGACCUUAAUCUACUGGCUGUCCAACCUGGCAGUGGACGACUCGGACCAAGAACUGGACAUGGUUGAAGAAGAUCUUGAAGAGAUAUCCCAGAAGUAUUGUCCAGAUUUUGAUGUUAAAAAUGAGCUGCGGAAAGGCAAACUGCCAUCUGAAAUGGACAAAACAAAGUUGAAAAGGAGACCUAAUAAAAGAAGAGGCAUAGAUACUAUUAAUACCAGCAGCCUGAGAGGAAGACAGUUUGUGGCCCCCAUGAGAGGGAGAGGGUUUGGACGAGGAAUGAUGUCCAACAGGCACGACCCCUUCAGGUCAAGGCCACCCAACACGAGCCGACCUCCUUCCAUGCAUGUAGACGACUUUGUAAAGCUUUCAAGUCAUGGGCAAGGCAACAUGGAUACCAAACGCCAGGACAAGAGUAUCCACAACAUUCCCAGUAUCUCCAGUAGACCUAACUACAAUGAUAUGAAUAGAGGCCGAGGAAGAGGUGGAUUUGAUCGCGGGCGGGGUGGGUUUGGAGGUGGCCGGGGUAGAUUCUUCAACCAGGGCGGCUAUAGGAGAGAGAUGAGCUCGCGAGGUGCAAUGAACCAAAGAGGUGGAGGCAUGUCAUCGAGAGGAGGUGGUAUGGGCCCCAGAGACAGCCCCGGGGAGGGACGCAGGGAGGAGGGCAGGGGAUUCAACCCCAGAGGAAGAGGAGGAGGAGGGGGAGGGGGCUCACAGUGGGGGAGACCACGUUUUGGUAGUCCAACCAGAGGGGUCAGCACCAGAGGCGGUGGCAGGCCAGGUCAAUCCAAUGACCGUUAUCAGGACCGUGGUCCGCGUCCAUUCCUCACCCCUCCAGGGCGAGGUGGACGCGGAGGUGCCAGAGGAGGCAGUCAGUGGCAGGGAGGACCUCGGAGAGAGAACACAGGGUGA